Molecule: messenger RNA, 1153 nt
Organism: Arabidopsis lyrata subsp. lyrata
Lineage: Eukaryota; Viridiplantae; Streptophyta; Magnoliopsida; Brassicales; Brassicaceae
Product: anti-sigma-I factor RsgI2-like
Exons: 2
Coding region: 309-995 (228 amino acids)
Source: RefSeq, a predicted model, not a curated record
AACAAAAGACAUACCCUUGUGCCUCGAUAUACAGAGAUCUUUUAAAAGCCAGUCUUUGCAGCAGCAGGAGACUACUUCCACCAAUGAAGUGCCUGAAUAACGAUGGUGAUGACGUGGCAAUCCAAGAGUCAAAAACAGAGAGUCAAACUAAUAAUUGAAACGAGUAUAUAAAUUCAUAAACUCACUUCUUCUUCUUCUUUCUCUCGCUCUCUCAUUCAUUCUGUUUUGAUUUCAAUCUCUCGAAUCUUCUGUUUCGAUCUCUUGAAUCUUCUUCUUUCUCUCUCUCUCUCAAAAUUUCUCUUCUCACAAUGUCGUUGCCCCGAAACUUCGUCGCCAAAGUUAUGGGAGGCGCCAUGGCUGCGUUCACAACGAAGCUCUUCGUAGGAGUUUUCGUUGAGAACCAAGAGAUGAAGGAUAAGCAUGAGCUACUCCACGAGCUCGAGGAAGCAGGAGCCUUCUUCGUCGUGCCUCCUACCUUCUUCGCUAAACCGCGACCACCGUUUCGCUCGUGGUUUCGUGGCGCUCGGGAGCCUUCACCGUACUCGAGUCGUUCGUCUCUUUGGUCGACUCGCACGUCUUCUCUUUCCGACCUCGUUUCGCCUCCCGUUUUCUCACCCGCCUCUGCUCCUGCGCCUGCACCACCUCUCGUUCUCGCACCCACCCCUGCUUCUACACCCACCUCUGCCUCUGCACCCGCCUCUGCUCCUGCGUCUGCACCACCUCUCGUUCUCGCACCCACCCCUGCUGCUGCACCAGACCUUGCUCCCGCGCUCGCACCCACUCCCGCGCUCGCACCCACCCCCGCUUCUGCACGCGCCCCCGCUUCUGCACGCGCCCCCGCUUCUGCACGCGCCCCCGCUUCUGCACCCGCCCUCGAGCCCGUGCCCUCUCCCCCUCUCGCGCCCGCUUCUACCCCUGUUUCCGGUCUCACUUCCGCCCCCGCUCCCGCUCACGCCUCUGUUUCCUCCCCACCUGCCCCAGUCGUCUCCGGGUAGACUCAGUUUACUUUCUUUAUUUCAUUUCAUUCUUUCUAUGAUUUUCUAUUUUUUUUAGAGUAUUGAUGUUUCUUUUUUUGUAUAUUUCAUAGUGUCUAGAAUAGAAAAUGUAUUGAGUUCAAUUCAUAUAAAAGUAAAAAAGUUCGAUUUACAGAUUA